This is a messenger RNA of Botrytis porri, 930 nucleotides long. RefSeq lists its product as uncharacterized. The record is from RefSeq and is a predicted model, not a curated record. Bases 1 to 930 code for a protein of 309 amino acids. The transcript has a single exon. Lineage: Eukaryota; Fungi; Ascomycota; Leotiomycetes; Helotiales; Sclerotiniaceae.
AUGGACCAGGUUGCUCCCUCACCAGACCUGACCCCUUUUCUUUUCCUCAAUCUCCCGGUCAAUAUUCGUCAAUACAUCUACAAGAUGCUUCUAUGUACAUUUGAAAAUCCACCAGAAAAUCUGAAAGACAAUGGCUGUACACUUGUCCCAAUACGAAUCACUAAGCUCCAGCAUGAUAUUUACCCUCAGAUACUUCGGACUUGUCGAAAGAUCAAUCAUGAGGCUACAGUUAUCAUGAGAGAAACAAAUCUCUUCGUUAUGGUAACUGGUGUUAUAAGGUUGGACGAACCAAGGAAAGGCUUCUUCUCAAAAUACAUUCCCAUGAUCAGAAUAGAAACAGAACAGCAAGAAAAAGACUUCCAGAAAGCUUGCGUAAUGACUCAUGAGAUCUAUGGAUCAACAAAAUCCCCAGGAAUUUUAACUGAUGAGCUAUACAAAUUUAUACUGCUUCAUGGUCAUCUUCCACUGUUAUGUGCGGCUUUGGUCGUCAGUGUAAUAGAAACACUUCCCUAUUGUGAUAAGAUGUUAGCAGUUCACAUUAUUAUUAUUCUCGAAACUUACGAAGAUAUAUCUAUGUUGUUAUCCUUGUUUGAGAAGCGACAAGAGAAGCUCAUUGCACCUUAUCGUUCCGAGUUCAAAGGUUUCUCGGGGUUUCAAUUGAAAGGAAACAUAGCAGAUGGGUCGAAGGACGUUGUUCUAUUGGAAAUUGCCCAGGCCCCUCAACUAAUAAAUCCGGAAGGGCCCAUUCAUGGUUUACAGAGUAUGGAAGCAAUAGGAAAUGAAUUCUUCGCUCUAGGAGAUGUUGAAAAUGCAAACCAAAUCUGGUGUCCAGCUUUAAUGACGAUUCGACGAAUCUUGACCUUGAUUCAAAGAAGACUGUUGCAUGAAACCCAUGACCCAGAGUUUAUACAUCAACUCAUGAACACAUAG